GAGAAGCGCGGAGAAUGAGGAUGGUGGAAUUGCAUGGCCUGGCCCGCACGUUUCAGUCAUGGUCCUCCAUUUGUGAAGGGAGACAACUCCACGUGGCAUUCCUUAAAACCGGUAUUCUUAAUUCCUCCCUCGCUAUUGCGAACCGGCUUCUCCAGUUAUACUCGGGCCACGGCUGUCUCCACGAUGCGUCUAACUUGUUCGACGAAAUGCCCCACACAAAUGCUUUCUCAUGGAACACACUCAUCCAAGCCUACCUCAACUCAGGCGCCACCCACAUGUCCCUCCACUUGUUCCAUGCCAUGCCUCACAAGACUCACUACUCCUGGAACAUGGUCGUUUCUUCAUUUGCCAAGUGUGGUCACCUUCAACUAGCUCAUUCUCUCUUCAAUGCCAUGCCCUCAAAGAACCACCUUGUCUGGAAUUCCAUCAUUCAUGGUUAUUCCCGACAUGGGCAUCCGAGGAAAGCACUGUUACUAUUCAAGAACAUGAAUUCUGACCCUUUGCAAAUGCUGUACCGGGAUGCUUUUGUGUUGGCAACUGUUCUUGGCGCAUGUGCUGAGUUAUUGGCUCUCAACUGUGGGAAACAAGUCCAUGCACGUGUUUUCAUUGAUGGCCUGGGAUUGGAAGAACUUGACAAGGUCUUGUGCAGCUCACUGAUUAAUUUGUAUGGGAAAUGUGGUGAUUUGGAUAGUGCUGCUCGUGUUAUGAGUUUUGUGAGGGAAGUGGAUGAUUUCUCUCUGUCAGCUUUGAUAUCUGGUUAUGCAAAUGCCGGAAGAAUAGGAGAUGCAAGAAGGGCUUUUGAGAGUAAGGUUGAUCCAUGUGCUGUGUUGUGGAACUCCAUUAUUUCGAGUUAUGUAUCCAAUGGUGAGGAAAUAGAAGCCUUGGUUCUUUUCAAUAGAAUGCGCAGGAAUGGGGUUUGGGGAGAUAUCUCUGCCGUUGUUAACAUUUUGAGUGCAAGUAGUAGCUUACUUCUUAUUGAACUUGUUGAGCAAAUGCAUGCCUUUGCUUGUAGAGCUGGGGUAAUUCAUGAUAUAGUGGUUGGUAGUGCUCUACUUGAUGCCUACUCCAAGUGUCAAAGCCAUUAUGAAGCUUGCAAGUUGUUCAGUGAGCUCAAAGCUUAUGAUAUGAUAUUGCUUAAUACUAUGAUCACUGUGUAUUCUAAUUGUGGAAGAAUCGAAGAUGCAAAACAGAUUUUUAACACAAUGUCUAGUAAAACCUUAAUUUCAUGGAAUUCAAUCCUAGUUGGCCUGACUAAGAAUGCAUGUCCAAGUGAAGCAUUAGAUAUUUUUUGUCAGAUGAAUAAGCGGGACUUGAAAAUGGACAAGUUUAGCUUUUCCAGUGUUAUCAGUGCUUGUGCCAGCAAAUCAUUCCUUGAGCUUGGUGAGCAGGUCUUUGGUAAAGCCGUUACCCUUGGGCUUGAAUCUGACCAGAUAAUUUCUACUUCCCUUGUUGAUUUUUAUUGUAAAUGUGGUUUUGUUGAGAUAGGGCGUAAAUUUUUUGAUGGAAUGAUGAAAUCUGAUGAAGUUUCAUGGAAUACAAUGUUGAUGGGAUAUGCCACAAAUGGAUAUGGUUUUGAAGCAUUGACACUCUUUAGCGAAAUGAGGUGCAGUGGUGUGAGGCCUUCUGCUGUUACUUUUACUGCAGUUCUUUCAGCCUGUGAUCAUAGUGGUCUGGUUGAAGAGGGAAGAAAUGUGUUCCAUACUAUGAAGCAUAACUAUAAUAUAACUCUGGGGAUUGAACAUUACUCUUGUAUGGUUGACCUUUUUGCACGAGCUGGUUGCUUUGAGGAAGCAAUGAAUCUUAUUGAAGAGAUGCCUUUUCAGGCUGAUGCGAACAUGUGGUUGUCAGUACUGCGAGGCUGCAUAGCCCAUGGAAACAAGAGCAUUGGCAAGAUGGCUGCAGAGAAAAUUAUUCAGCUUGAUCCUGAAAAUCCAGGUGCUUAUAUACAAUUAUCUAACAUUCUUGCAUCUUCUGAGGACUGGGAAGAAUCAGCACAAGUAAGAGAGUUGAUGAGAGGUAAGCAUGUUCAGAAGAUUCCUGGUUGCAGUUGGGCAGAUUGUUGAAUGAGAAAUUCUGCUAAGACUGUUGUAUGGAGCUCAAUCUGAGGGUGGACAACUCCUGAUUGAAAUAAGCUUGGAACCACUAUUAGUUUCCUGGACUCUUGGGCUGUUUGUAGCUUUGACUGAUUUGAAGAGAAUGAACAGUUUAAAAGUACAUGGCUUGAGUUUAAUUGAGUCUGUUUUUCACUAACAGUGUUGCGAAUGAUCUAGCAGGAGGCUGGGGCCAGGGAGCACAUUUUACUCAAACACAUGUAAUGCCUUGAGUGUUGGACUGUUAACUGCCUAAAAUUGGAAAAAGAAAUUGGCACUUAGAUGUCAUAUUCUUUUGGUCAUGUGACAUAAACAUAACCAGCAAACAAAGAAUGUAAUGUUGUCUACAUCGUUGGCCUGAGUUUAGCGCUUGUAUGGAGCUCAAAUCCAAGGUUCAUUUUACGUAGUCAAGAAAACCUGCAGUUGUUGGAUACGUUAUCUCAAAACUGAAUUUGAUAUUGAUGGGAGAGGAAAUGUGUCAUAUGAUUGUACCAUAGCAAUCUUCUUCCUAUGCUAAGACUAAGAGCACUGCCCAGUUGUGAUUUGGGUGUAAAUUUGGAGCACAGCUAAUAUUAGUGAAAGUUGGUCUUUGCAGACUGUUGCAAAAUAUUACAGGAAGUUGCAUUGGGGUGCAAAAAACUAUCUGGUUGGAGCAAAGCCUCUGAUCUGACUUACAACGCAUAUUUGGAAUUUUAUGCAAAUGCUGGUUCCUUUCAUUUGCUACUGCUAUCUAUUGUAUGCUAAGUCUCCCUAAAGUUGCAUCAGGAGUUGGAAGGAAAUACUGAAGUUGAGGAACCAGGGUAAAACUUUCUUAUUUGAAAUUGCACAUGAUUGCAUAAUUUUAUUCUCAAUUUUUUUUGUUUCCUAUUGGAAGGCUUGUACAUUGAUAUGGCACGAGAAUAAUAACUGAGGCUAAUAACCUACCGGUUGCAAUACUUUUUUUUUUGUCCUAUGAGAGGAUGGAAUUGGCUUCAUGCUUGAUCAGAAAACGUGGCUAUUAUUUCUUCACUUGUGUUUGUUGGCACGACAAAAUCUUGUACAUUUCGCUGGAGCGUUGGGAAUUGAGGUAAAUUUCAUUAUUCCCACACAUGGGAUGCUAUUAGAAAAUCUCAUUGCUGGCAACUGACGUGAGGCAAUAUAUGUAUUGUACUUCAAUUGUAGUUUAACCAGAAGACUAAUAUAUUCGCCAAAAUGUUGCAAAUAUUGGUUGUCUUAGAGCUACACAGCAUUAGGAUGGUUCAGUUGAGUGCUCACAGAAACUUUACUAUUGUAUUUGUUAACGUAAUACAACAGGGGUUGACACCUAUGUUAAAUAGGUUGACUUAACUAUAAUAAGAAGGUUGCUGUAUUGUCUCGAUUGUAGAAAAAAAGUAUUUAUUUUAUUUUACUGGAUUAUUGUUAUAUGAAGGAAUUUGAAUCCUCUUAUGUUCUCUUCCAUGUUGUAGGAUAAAAAAGACAA
Messenger RNA from Abrus precatorius (Indian licorice), 3549 nucleotides. RefSeq names its product putative pentatricopeptide repeat-containing protein At1g77010, mitochondrial. The transcript has a single exon. Lineage: Eukaryota; Viridiplantae; Streptophyta; Magnoliopsida; Fabales; Fabaceae. Bases 15 to 2063 code for a protein of 682 amino acids. Gene Ontology annotation, biological process: RNA modification. Gene Ontology annotation, molecular function: RNA binding; protein binding. The record is from RefSeq and is a predicted model, not a curated record.